CGCUGCUGCGGCGGCGGCGGCGGCGGCCGGGGCUGUCGCGGGCUGGGGCGGUUGGGCUGGCGGCUGAGGCUGGUGGCCAUGGAGUGGGGUUCCGAGUCGGCGGCUGUGAGGCGGCACCGCGUCGGAGGAGAGCGUCGGGAGGGACCCGCGCCGCCGCUGGAGAGGGAGGCCUCAGCGGAGGAGCUCCUGGUGGAUGCGCGCGGCGGCGGCGGCGGCGGCGGCGGCGGCGCGAGGACGCGGAAGAGGAGCCUGGAGGGUAGCGGCGGCGCGAGCCGGGGCGCGGGGAAUGGGCUGUCUGAGGCACGCGCCGCGCUGGGGCUCGCGCUCUACCUACUCGCCCUACGGACUCUUGUGCAGCUAUCGCUGCAGCAGCUUGUGCUGCGCGGGGCCGCUGGCCACGGCGGGGAGUUCGACGCGCGCCAAGCCAGGGAUUAUCUUGAACACAUAACAUCUAUUGGUCCCAGGACUACAGGAAGUCCAGAAAAUGAAAUUCUGACUGUGCAAUACCUUUUGGAACAGAUUAAACUGAUUGAAGUGCAAAGCAACAGCCUUCACAAGAUUUCAGUAGAUGUACAAAGGCCUACAGGUUCUUUUAGCAUUGACUUUUUGGGAGGUUUUACUAGCUAUUAUGACAACAUCACCAAUGUUGUGGUAAAGCUGGAACCCAGAGAUGGAGCCCAGCAUGCUGUCCUGGCUAACUGUCAUUUUGACUCAGUGGCAAACUCACCAGGUGCCAGUGAUGAUGCAGUUAGCUGUUCAGUGAUGCUGGAAGUCCUUCGUGUCUUGUCAACAUCUUCAGAAGCCUUACGUCAUGCCAUCGUGUUUCUCUUUAAUGGUGCUGAGGAGAAUGUCUUGCAAGCCAGUCAUGGUUUCAUUACUCAGCACCCCUGGGCCAGCUUGAUUCGUGCAUUUAUCAACCUGGAGGCAGCGGGUGUAGGAGGGAAAGAAUUGGUAUUCCAAACAGGUCCUGAAAAUCCUUGGUUGGUUCAAGCUUAUGUUUCAGCAGCUAAACACCCUUUUGCUUCUGUGGUGGCUCAGGAGGUUUUUCAGAGUGGCAUCAUUCCUUCAGAUACUGACUUCCGUAUCUAUAGGGAUUUUGGAAACAUUCCAGGAAUAGACUUAGCUUUUAUUGAGAAUGGAUACAUUUAUCACACCAAGUAUGACACAGCGGACAGAAUUCUAACUGAUUCCAUUCAGAGAGCAGGUGAUAAUAUUUUAGCAGUUCUUAAAUAUCUAGCUACAUCUGAUGUACUGGCUUCUUCUUCUAAGUAUCAACAUGGAAACAUGGUCUUUUUUGAUGUGCUUGGCCUGUUUGUAAUUGCCUACCCCUCUCGUAUUGGCUCAAUUAUAAACUACAUGGUGGUGAUGGCUGUUGUUUUAUACCUGGGCAAAAAAUUGUUGCAGCCCAAACAUAAGACUGAUAACUACAUGAAGGACUUCUUGUGUGGACUUGGCAUCACUCUGAUUAGCUGGUUCACUAGCCUUGUUACCGUUCUCAUUAUAGCAGUGUUCAUCUCUCUUAUUGGACAGUCUCUUUCAUGGUAUAACCACUUUUAUGUCUCCGUUUGUCUGUAUGGAAGUGCGGCUGUAGCCAAAAUAAUAUUUAUACAUACCCUUGCAAAAAGAUUUUAUUACAUGAAUGCCAGUGACCAGUAUCUGGGAGAAGUAUUUUUUGACAUCUCACUAUUUAUCCAUUGUGGUUUUCUUGUAACGCUCACUUAUCAAGGACUUUGCUCAGCAUUCAUUAGUGCUAUCUGGGUAGCAUUUCCAUUGCUCACAAAGCUUUGCGUGCACAAGGAUUUAAAGCUGCAUGGUGCCCAAGGAAAAUUUAUUGCCUUUUACCUUUUGGGGAUGUUUAUUCCUUAUAUUUAUGCAUUGUACCUCAUUUGGGCGGUAUUUGAAAUGUUUACCCCUAUCCUCGGAAGAAGUGGUUCGGAAAUCCCACCUGAUGUUGUGCUGGCGUCCAUUUUGGCUGGUUGUACGAUGAUUCUCUCUUCUUAUUUUAUUAACUUCAUCUACCUUGCCAAAAGCACCAAAAAAACCAUGCUAACUUUAACUCUGGUGUGUACAAUUACAUUCCUCCUCGUUUGCAGUGGAACUUUUUUCCCAUACAGCUCCAAUCCUGCUAAUCCAAAGCCAAAGAGAGUGUUUCUUCAGCAUAUGACUAGAACAUUUCAUGAUGUGGAAGGAAACGUAGUUAAACGGGAUUCUGGAAUUUGGAUCAAUGGGUUUGAUUAUACAGGAAUGUCUCACAUAACACCUCACAUUCCUGAGAUCAAUGAUAGCAUUCGUGCUUAUUGUGAGGAACAGGCACCCCUUUGUGGUUUCCCUUGGUAUCUUCCAGUGCACUUUCUGAUCAGGAAAAACUGGUACCUUCCUGCCCCAGAAGUUUCUCCAAGAAAUCCUGCUCAUUUCCGACUUAUAUCCAAAGAACAGACACCUUGGGAUUCUAUAAAGUUGACCUUUGAAGCAACAGGACCAAGCCAUAUGUCAUUCUAUGUUCGAGCCCACAAAGGGUCUACACUUUCUCAGUGGUCUCUUGGCAAUGGCACCCCAGUCACAAGUAAAGGAGGGGACUACUUUGUAUUUUACUCCCAUGGACUCCGGGCCUCUGCAUGGCAGUUCUGGAUAGAAGUACAGGUCUCAGAAGAACACCCCGAAGGAACGGUCACGGUAGCCAUUGCCGCUCACUAUCUAUCUGGGGAUGAUAAAAGAUCCUCCCAACUGGAUGGUCUGAAGGAGAAGUUCCCAGAUUGGACAUUUCCCUCUGCUUGGGUGUGCACCUAUAAUCUCUUUGUGUUUUAAUCUUGUGGAUGAGCUCUAAGUACAUGCCUUGGUGGAUAUUCCACGUCACACGGUUUCUCCUUAUGUUGCGUGGAUGUUUGUCAUGUAAGUCAGUGAAUUUUAAUAUGUUCAAAGAGGUUUUUGGGUUAACACUCUUCAGGGCCAAGCAUGUAAGGGUUAAGCUAGUAGUGCAUGGCCUUUUGACACUUGAAAAUGCCAGUUUUUUGGCACUUAAGCACAUGUGGGUACUGCCACUACAUAUAUACAUAAGUCAUUUUAUAUGACUUUAAGGACAAAAGCCAACAAACCACUUCAAUAGUUGUCCCUCUAAGAUCCUGAAAGAUGUAGGCUGUUAGACCGUUGUUAAUAAGACAGGUCAUUUCCAAUUAAAGUCCAAGACCACAUAGACCAUGUGUCAGUGGAUGGUAAAAUACUGUUCAUUGGGGCAACAAUUUCCCUCGACCUACCUCUGUGUAGGUCAUUGGCAUAUGAAUGCCAUAAAGGCUAGGGAAGAAACCUUGAGCCUCUAUUGAGAGCUCUUUCUUCACAUAGCCUCUGGAGUAUGCUUUGUGUCUCUGUACUGAAGCCCAGGCCCUGGUUUGGACUCCUGUGCUGAGCUGGUGACUCGCUGUCCUGACAAGGAGUCACUGAGAUCUAUUGCUGUGCUGCUUUUCUGAGGUGGUUUUCAAUGCCUGUUGUCUGAAACUUGUCUGUUCCACCACUCCGCUCUCCCAAUUUAAAAGGGGAACAUUUGACCACAUUUCUUGCUGGGCUUUUUUAUAGGUUAUUUUGGUUCAGAAUAUUGUUUGUGCAAGUACAUGAUCUUAACUUCCUUCCUCAGAGCACGGAGUUGCCACUUUGGCUAUUCUGGGGUUUAAGGAGGGUCUGAAGUAAUAAAUAUUUAUUCUCUUUGCUUUACUUAUAGGACACUUGUGUUAUACAAGGUUAAUCCUUUACAACAUUUUAUUGAUGCACUGGGUUGUCCUCCUUGUAGUUUCCUAGCCAGUUGAAUAGAUUUGUUUCUUAGUAAACUUACUGUCCAGCAUGGCUGGCAUUCCUGAGACUUGAGAUUGUGGCUUAUACUGGAAUGAAUUAGUGUUCAGAUCCCACAUAACAGCAGCACUGGGAUUUAAGGUGGUUUUCAUUUUGAAGAUGGGUGUAUAGCUUGUGAGGUGUUACCACAGUAGCGCUUCUCGGUUCUAGCAGAGAAACGGUUCGGUGAGAACAGUGGUAAACUUUCUUUGUUCCAUUAGGAAAUGUAAAAAGUUUGACAAAUUGAAUUUAACAAACAUAGGCAAAAAAAAAAAAAAAAAACAGGUGAAAAAGAAAAGUAAUAGUAAAAAGGUUCUCUUGAGUAACAAGAAUGAGAAAUGCUUCUGGAAAAGUGGCCCUUGGCUCUGUCUGAACAGAAGGAGCACAGUAAGUGCACUGAAGGAGGAAACUUCCUGAAGCUGCUUGUGUGGUAUAUUGAUGUGCUUGCUUAAUCAUGCUCUUCCUAUUGCCUGCCUAAUUUGUAAUUCCCUAAAAACUAACUGGGCCCAUGCAGACAGCUGGGCUGCAGCCAGAGCUGAAAGGUAACAUGCAUCAGCACUGCACAUGGAGUCAGCACUUUUCCUGGACUUUGUAGACUAUCUGCUCAGUGUCUGGCUCCUGCUACAUUUAUCUGUCAGGUAGUAUGUAAGGUAUGCAGGGUUUAUAUCUUGUAUAGAAUUACAGUUGUGGGGAAAAAGUUAACAGUAAUAAUUUCUCAAUGAAUAUUUUCUGCCCUAGUGGCUAAUCUGAAAUACAGUACUAGAAAUUAUUUAUAGAAAAAGCAGUAAAACUCCACAUUGAAGACAUUGUAUGAAAAAACAAUGUUCUCUGUGAUCCCCCCGCCCCCCCCCCCAUAUUUUUUCAGGAAGAAUGCUGUUAUUUUCAGUAGUAAUCAUCAUUUUCCUUUUGCCUUUGGUUUAUUUCAUUUUCCUUAGCAUUAUGAAGUUUUGAUAUUGUACAAGGUCAGACACAAGAUGCCCUGCUAGUUUCAGGGCAUGCUUAAUACUCUGGUAGGUUGUUUUAAUACCAGAAUGGUCAAUUAAUUACACUUAGUAUUUAUGGCUCUAUUAAUAAGCACACAGUCUGUAGCCUCUGAGAUUAAACUUGUUAGGUUUUUUGAAAGAGUAUCUGAUCAUUUGAAUAACUCAUUUCUAAAAGGGUCUUUUCAAGCUCUAACAGAUGAAUUAUUUUCUACAGAAUUUAAGGAGCAAGCACAGUACUGCAGAUUCAGGGAAAGUGUGAAGAACUGUGAUUUCACAAGUUUGUUCUUGUGUUUGACUAAGAAUGACUGUUGGAUGAAGUGUUUGUUGCCACAGUUUAACAGAUAUAAAUAAGUGUGAUGAUAGGGGGCCACAAGCCAGCCUGCUGACAAAGAAGCUGUAGGAAGAAUGAAUUGUGUCUGUCCGUUUCCUUUCAUUGGUUUGCUGACUUGUUGAGGAUUAAUUGUUGCCUUACAAUGUUACUAAAAUAAACUUUCAAACAUACUGGUUGAUAUCUUUGUAACAGAAAAAUAGGCCUGUUUUCUCCUGUAUCCCCCAUACUUUAAGGGUUAUUUCAUGUCUGCAGAGCCUUUUAAUUGAUGUUAAAAGACCAACAUGGCUCAUGGGGCUAUAAUGGCUAUUUGAAUGGACUAUUCAAUAGGAAUUCUUCAAUUGGAAUUUUUUACUUUGGAAUGGAAUGGUGCACCUGAAUUUUACAGUAAUCAGUGGCCUACAGUUUGGUAAAUCUUGUGCUUUAGCAUAUCUAGGGGUUUUUAAACACCUCCACUGGUGAUAAAAAAGUCACCAAAGAACUAAUAAAGAGAAGGAUGUGGACUAGGGGUAGGAGAGAGAGAAGAAAUUGCCUUUCAGCCAGAGUGACCCCCACAGAAGGAAAAGGAACCGCCAAGUACCAAAAUAGAGAUCUUUCCAAAGAUCGCUGUGUGAAUUAUUUAGCUUUCUAAGUGAAUUUGCUCACAGCCGUUCAGUACAAGGUAAAAUAGCUGAAUGACUUCUAUUUCUAAUACUCCUUCCUCCCUCCUGUUUUAGGGCCAAUAAAGGUAAGAUGCAGUUACCCCUCUUUUUACUGUUUUUAGUUGAAAUACUUACAGAAUUUUGAAGUACAUCACUUUAUUUUUUGAUACCACUGCUUCUAUAUUUGAGUUGUAAAAAUAUAACAUAUUAAUAAUUUUCCUCUUUUGGCACUAUAUCAUGAAAAAGUGGGAUUUAUCCCUGGAAUAGAAAGUUGGUUUAACAUUUGAAAAGCCACAUGACUUUCUCAAUAAAUGGAAAUUUUUUUUUUUUUUUUUUUUACAAAAUCCAAAACCCCACUGUCAUACUCCACCUAUAUAGAGGGGAACUUCCUCAACCUGAUAAUGUUUAUAUCUGAGAGGCCGACAGCUAACAUCAUACUUGGGACAAUUUUAUUAGGAAGACGACAAUGUCCACUGUUGUUGCUCUCAUUCAGCAUUGUACUGGUGGGUUUAAUGAGGGCAGUUUCGCAAAACCAAGAAAUAAAAGGCACCCAGACUGGAAAGAAUCUAAACUCUCGAGUUGCAAGCAUGAUACUUCUAUAUAGAAAAAUCUUAUAAAGAAUCCACAGAAAUAACUUGAGUUCAGCAGUGUUGCAUGAUCCAAUGUAAAUAUAUAGAAAUCAACUAUUUCCAUACACAAACAAUCCCAUUUAGAAUAGUGUCAGAAUAAAAUACUUAGGGAUAAGUUUCACAUAAGUAUGAGACUACAUACUAAAAAUGACAAAACAUUGCUAAAAGACUAUAAAGAAAACAUCAGAAUAAGUGGAAAGACGUUUGUUCAUGCAUUGGAAGGCUUAAUAUUGAGAUGGCAAUAUUCUCUAAACUGAUUUAUACUUAAAUAAGAUCCCUAUAAAAGUCCCACCUACCUUUUUUUUUUUUAAGUGCAGAGAUUGACAAACCAAUGCUGAAAAUGAUAUGAAAAUGCAAGGUACCCAGAAUAGCCAAAACAGCCUUAGCAAACCUACCUAGGACUCCCACUUUCAAAAUUUCCUACAAAGCAGCAAUAAUCAAGACAGUUCGAUACUGGCAUAACAACAGACAAACUAGAUCAUUGUAGUACAGUUUUGAGUCCAGAAAGGAACCUCUAGUCAAUUGGUUUUCAACAAUUCAGUAGGGAAAAGAGUUUUCAAUAAAUGGUAUUCAGACAAUUGAAUAUCCACACAUCGUUUACUUCAUACCAUAUAUAAAAAGUUACCUUAAAAUGGAUCCAAGACUAAAUGUAGGAGCUAAAAAUAUAAAACUCUUAGAAGAAAACUUAGGCAUGAAUAUUCAUGACCUCAAUUAGGCAGCGGUUUGUUAGAGCAUAAGCAACCAAAGAGAAAAUCAAUUGAACUUAAUAGAAAUGAAAAAUUUGUGUUUCAAAGGAUGCUACCAAAGAAGUAAAGAGAUAAGCCCACAGAAUGAGGAAAUAUUUGCAAAUCAUAUCUGAUACAGGUAUAGCACCUAGAAUAUAUAAAGAACUCUUAAAAAAAUCCAUAAUAAAAAGGUAAUGACCUACUUGAAAAAUGGGCAAAGGAUGUGAAUAGAUAUUUUUCUUCAAGUAUGUACAUUAGCCAUUAAUGAGAUCCCAUUCAUACACAGCUUGGAUGGCUACAACCAAAAAGACAGUAACAUGUUUUCAUGGUAUAUAUAGGGACCUUCAUCCAGUUAGUGGGAAUGUAAAAUGGUACAGGUGCUUUGGAAUAUGGUUUGGCAUUUCCUCAAAAAAUUUAAGGAGUCACUAUAUGACCCACUUCAAUUCCACUUCCAGAGAGAACUGAAAACAUGUCCACACACAGAAACAUACAUUAAUGUUCACAGUAGUGUUAUUUGUAAUAGCCCAAAAGUGGAAAAAACCCAGAUGACCCACAACUGCUUAAUGCAUGAACAGUGUACAAUAGUAUAUCCAUAUAAUAGAAUAGUAACUUUAAUGGAAGUAGUCCUAUUCAAGAAUAAGCCUUGAAAACAUCAUGCCUAAUAAGAAAAAGUCCACAUAGGGUGCCAAAAACAUGUAUGCACAUUUUAAGGUAAAAACUAUAUUAAAUUUGUAAUAUCCAGUACGUAAUGCUAACAAAAGAUGAAUGCAAGUCACGUUUGAGCAUCUCUUGUAACAGCAGAAUUCAAGCAUGAGUAUUAGAAUAGUUUUUUCCUUUCUUAACGUGUAUACAUUUUUUAGCACUGUCUUCAGGGGUGUCCAACUUUUUUCUCCCCCUAUGCCUUGUCUUUGGGCACACAUUAAAUGCACAAACACUAAAGAAAGCUGAUUAGCAAAAAAGAAAAAAGUUCGUACAUACUUUUUGUGGUAGCCAAUAUCACGGAUAAGCAGAAAAAGUCCUUGCAAAAUCACGUGGCUGUGGGUUGCAGGUUGGACACCCUUGUACUGUAUGUUUCCAUUUACAUGAAAUGUCCAGAAUAGGAAAAUCCAUGGAGACUGCAAAUUUUGGAAAAAGUCAAAAUCAUUUUUAAUACCAUUUAUUAAGACAUGAUGCUAGCUCGGCACCUGUAGCUCAGUGGCUAGGGUGCCAGCCACAUAUACUGGAGCUAGCAGGUUUGAAUCCAGCUCAGGUCUGCCAAACGACGACAACUACCACCAAAAAAUAGUUGGGUGUUGUGGUAGGCAUCUGUAGUCCCAGCUACAGAUGGGAGGCUGAGGCAAGAGAAUCGCUUAAGCCCAAGAGAUUGAGGUUGCUGUAAGCUGUGAUGCCAUAGCACUCUACCCAGGGUGACAUAGUGAGACUCUUAGAGGGGAAAAAAAAAAGACAUGAUGCUUAGUCUCCUAUACACUUUUUAAUUUUGUUUGGUGGAUAUCAUAUGGUAUACAUAAUUUUCUGUCAUUUCUUCAUUAUAUUUUGAAUACUUUCCAGGUCAUCAACAUCACUUUCUUCCAAUAUUCUAUUGUCAGACAGGUGGGAUGCUGCCAAUUCUUGAUGCUCCCAUCCUAAAUCUAUAUAUGAAUAAAUAUUUUAAAUAAAUCUGUUUGUAUUUAUACUUAUUUCACAAGGAAAAUU
This is a messenger RNA of Nycticebus coucang (slow loris), 8814 nucleotides long. It is a transcript of the gene ERMP1, whose product is annotated as endoplasmic reticulum metallopeptidase 1. The record is from RefSeq and is a predicted model, not a curated record. Gene Ontology annotation, molecular function: metalloexopeptidase activity. Gene Ontology annotation, biological process: proteolysis. The coding region runs from base 79 to 2805 and encodes 908 amino acids. The transcript has 15 exons. NCBI's taxonomy places the organism in Eukaryota, Metazoa, Chordata, Mammalia, Primates, Lorisidae.